Spirodela intermedia is the source of this 1986-nucleotide messenger RNA. The record is from the annotation of a GenBank genome assembly. Lineage: Eukaryota; Viridiplantae; Streptophyta; Magnoliopsida; Alismatales; Araceae.
AUGUCAGUAAUGGGCUCCCCUAUGGUGUCUCCUGAGGAUGUCCUGGAAUCACUGAUGAAUGAUGGGACAGUUGAUUCUAUCAGGUUGAAGAUAAUCAAUCAACUGAAGGCUAACGUAAGUCUUGCCUUUCAAGAUUUGGGCCCACUUAUAAAUCAGGCAUGCGGUACAGUUCGUUCCGGUUUUUGCAUGCAGAUUGUUAGUACAAUAUGAUUUUACAGCGACUGUGGAUUGUAAUCAUGUUUUCCAUUUUUUGCUUUGGUUUGCUCUUUACCUGCAGCUCGUUCAUCAAGCCUUAUUUCUUUAAAUGGUUUUGUGCUGACUUAGACUAGGUUAUGUUUACAGAAAUAGCCUGUGCUUUAACUUUGAAUCUAUGAGAUUAUUCUUGACAUGCCUGCGACCCGGUAUGGCUACAACUGAACCUACUAUGUCAUUGGACCAUAAUUAUAGGAUGAAAACUCACUAGGAAAUCAUCAUUGGGAGCAGAGACUAGCAGAUUCAAGUUACGAUCUAUCCAUAGAUAAUGUCCAAUACAUAUACCGAUCAGUGGUAAAAUAUUUGGCCCAUGUACAUUGGUAGGGUAUUUUUUAUUUGAUUCUAGGAGUAAAUCUUUCUCUAUUCUGGCAGUGGAAUAAUACAGUCGCUCCACCCUUCUGGGAACUCUGGAGAUAUUCUAGACAAUCUUUCAGCAUUCAGAUUUUUAGCAAUAGCUGAAAUCCCAUAGUUCUAUUUUGGAGUCCUGCCGAAUUUGAAUCGGUGGCGGAAAGGCCUCAGAUAGGGCAUUUGGACUCCAACUCCAGUUUUUGGAACAUCAUCCAUUGAGUCCUGGGCCUAUACUUUCUUCUCACGAUGAGGAUUUAUCUUCUGAUAUUCUGCAUCAGAUAUUGGGCAUGGCAUAGACUCUUUAGCGAUCUUAAAAAUUCGGAUGGCAUUUUGCUCGCUGGAAAGCUUUUAAAUUUUCCUUCAUCAUUUAUUGUCCAUUAAACAAACAUUCGGUCUAUAUCAUAUACUACACUGCAUCGGAGGAUUGUUGUCAGGGAAUGGUCGGAUGGUAGGUUUGGGUCUGUCCUCGGAAGACAUGCUAGAUCUUGAAGACCAGGUCUGGCUUGCCCGCAUAUCUGAUUUAUUACACGGAUAAUUAGGGAACCCAGUUAGAAUUCAGAAGAAUAUCACAAAAUAUGCAUUCUUUUGGGUUUUGUCUUUUUUUAGAAUUCGUCUCCAAGUGAAAAUCAUAUGAAAUCUCGGCCAAUUUGCUGAAUUUUGGUGAAAACUUGAUUGGCAAACCGCGUCACCGUUGCAGUGGGUUCUAAUCCCGUAUUCUCAUUUCUCUCCUGGGUGGUGCAGGAAGAGCUCAAGAACUAUACAAUCUCAAUGGUCGAGCGGAGUAAAGUGCUUAACACCCCUGGUGCAGAGAAACAGACCAAGCGCGAGCUGUUCGAUGCGCUCCGGCAGGAACUAGAGUAAGCAGCUUAAUGACACUUAUUUCUCUCAAACUUGCAUUAACUCGGAAUUAAACUUGGUUUUCGUCGAAGGUCUAAUUUCUUAAAGAGGAAGCUACCAUUUUGGGCUGGGUCUUAACUCUGCUGGCUAGCAAUUUGCAGAACUUCAGUGCUUGAGAAAGCCUCGAGAGCUGUCUGGGAGUUGAUCCUUGACGACAAAAACUUGGGGAAAGAGAUCAGCGACACUGUGGAGAGAGUGUAUAAGAAGCUGAGCGGCUGCGAGCAGACAGUUCUUCCCACCCCCAGCAGCCAUCCUCCUCCGACUGAGAGGGGAGGGGGCGAAAAGGAGUAUGCGAAGGAGAAAGAGGCUCUGGAUUCCUCGGGAAAGAAGGGAUCUCAGGUGGAGGCUGGCGGGCCAGGGAGAGAGGGCGAAAGAGAGCUGCCUAUGGAUGUAGACGCCUCAACCUCAAGGAGGAAGCGAAGCUUCAGUGAGAUGAGCUCGCAGUCCAUGGAUGUAGACUCUGUCGAAGCCUUCUCCUCUGGACCUUAA